Messenger RNA from Jaculus jaculus (lesser Egyptian jerboa), 2139 nucleotides. It is a transcript of the gene Cirop, whose product is annotated as leishmanolysin like peptidase 2. The coding region runs from base 1 to 2139 and encodes 712 amino acids. The transcript is spliced from 14 exons. The record is from RefSeq and is a predicted model, not a curated record. Gene Ontology annotation, molecular function: metalloendopeptidase activity. Gene Ontology annotation, cellular component: cytoplasm; membrane. NCBI's taxonomy places the organism in Eukaryota, Metazoa, Chordata, Mammalia, Rodentia, Dipodidae. Gene Ontology annotation, biological process: proteolysis; cell adhesion.
AUGCUCUUGCUGCUCCUUCUCAGGCUGGUCAUGAGCAGAUGUCUACAUGAUGAGACCCAGAAGUCUGUGAGCCUUCUCAGGCCCCCUUUCUCCCAAAUGCCCACAGACUUCCGCUACUCAACUUUCCUCCCUCUCCCUGGCUCCCAUGAUCCUCAACCCCUUCGAAUCCAAAUCUACUAUGCAGGAGAUCCUAGAUCAGAUGAAGUUUGGGAUCCUGAGGGGACUGGAAUAAGAGAGGGGUCCCGAGCCCUGGCUGCAGUAAGAGAGACCACUCAGAGAAUCCAGGGUAUCCUAGCAGUUCCUCCAGUGCAAGGACCUCUGCUUCUAAGUAGAGACCCUGCACAAUACUGCCACGCUGUCUGGGGAGACCCAGAAACACCAAACUACCACAGGUGCAGCCUCUUGAACACAGCAUACAAAGGAGAGAGGUGCCUGGGAGCAAAGAUGCCAGAUGCCCAUCUGCGUGGCUAUGCUUUAUGGCCAGAGCAUGGUCUGCCACAACUAAUCCAGCCAGAUGGGCCUGGGGUCCAAAACGCUGACUAUGUCCUGUAUGUACGCGUUGCCCAAACUUCCAAGUGCCAUCAAGAGCCCUCUAUCAUAGCCUAUGCUGCCAGCUGCCAGUUGGACUCAGAAGACAGGCCACUUGCUGGUACCAUUGUCUACUGUGUCCAACAUCUCACCAGUCCCAGCCUCAGCCAUAACGACAUCGUCAUGGCCACGCUACAUGAAUUGCUCCAUGCCCUGGGUUUCUCUGGACAGCUCUUCAAGAAGUGGAGGGAUUGCCCCUCAGGACUCUGGGUUAGAGAGAAUUGUUCCAGAAGGAAACAAGUGACAAGGCGAGAUAAGCGGGGACAGCAGCUUCUCAUCACCCCAGCUGUUAGGCACAGCCUGGCCAAACACUUGGGAGUGCUCAAGGUUUCUUUGGGAGUUCCUUUGGAAGAAGAGGGCUCUUUAUCUUCCCACUGGGAGGCCAGACUGCUCCAAGGCUCUAUAAUGACUGCUACUUUCCAUGGUGCCAGGCGCACUCGACUUGACCCAAUCACUCUUGCUGCCUUCAAAGAUUCAGGCUGGUAUCAGGUCAAUGAUAGUGCUGCAGAGGAGCUCUUGUGGGGCCAGGGAUCUGGCAUAGAAUUUGGCCUGCUGACCACCUGUAAGAGUGACUCCUCAGAUUUCUUCUGUACUGGCAAUGGGCUGGGCUGUCACUAUCUGCACCUGGACAAGGGAAUCUGCUCCUCAGACCCCAUGCUGGAAGGCUGCCGCAUUUACAAACCCUUAGCCAAUGGGAGUGAAUGCUGGAAAGAGGAAAAUGGACUCCCAGUGGGAGCAGAGAAUCCCCAUGGAGAGAUCUACCAUUCCCAGAGUCGCUGCUUCCUUGCCAACCUCACUUCACAGUUACUCUCUGAGGACCAGACCAGCUAUCCUUCUCAAAUCCCACAUCUUAGGGAAAAAGAGCUCACUGGCCAUUGCUAUUUACAUCAAUGUACACAGAAGGGAGCAUACAAGGUGCAGGUGCAGGGAUCACCUUGGGUCCCUUGCCUUCCAGGAAUGGCAAUUCAGAUACCUGGAUACCAUGGUCUUCUUUACUGUCCCCAAGGUCGGCUGUGUCAGAGUAAUGAAGAUACCAGUACUCCACCUGUGAGUCAUUCAACCCAAGACCUGCUAGUCCAGCUGUCUUUAGGACUGACUGGGCCCCCAGGCCUCUUACUGAGGAAGAAACAGAGAGAAGAGUUGUCUGAAAUAGUACUGCAGGCCCUGGUGAACAGAGGUGGUACUAACAGGUGCUACUUCCACAGCCCAUCAGUCACUGCUAGCUUGGUGUUCUUUGUGCAUAUGUGGAAGCCUCCUGGCUGCCAAGGGCCUUCAGUUGCUAUGCUACACAGGGCCCUGACCUUGACCCUCCAAGAGAAGCCCCUGGAAGUGUAUCAUGGAAAAGCAAGAUUCACCACAGAAUACAGCAAGCUGCUGGCUACAUCAGACCAUAAUCCCUCCGUGACCCACCUACUUCUGCCCAUGGGAUUCUGCCUAUUGCUGCUAAUUCUGAUGGGUGCACUAGGAACUGUGGCCUUUCAGAAACGAGCUACACUUCGGGUCAGACCAUCUACCCCUCACCAUCAUGAGGGACAUGGUGCAAGGGUCUGA